AUGAUCGGCCCGUCUCGGUCACCAGCAUUCUACUUGAGUGACCUUAGCCCGCCAAACGUUAGCGCUCUAUAUUCUCAAUUGCCUGUCUCUAUCACAUAUUGUUCGCAUCUAUCUAUCUAUCUAUCUAUCUAUCUAUCUAUCUAUCUAUCUAUCUAUCUAUCUAUCUAUCUAUCUAUCUAUCUCAUUUAUUCAUGUCUGUCUAUCUCAAUCUAUCUAUCUAUCUAUCUAUCUAUCUAUCUAUCUAUCUAUCUAUCUAAAUGUAUGUAUAUGUUUCUAUUCUAUUCUGCUCUUAUCUAUCUAUCUAUCUAUCUAUCUAUCUAUCUAUCUAUCUAUCUAUCUAUUGAAAUGUAUGCAUGUAUGUAUGUAUCUAUCUAUCUUUCUCAGUCUGUUCUUAUCUAUAUAUUCAUGUCAGUCUGUUCCUAUCUAUCUAUCUAUCUAUCUAUCUAUCUAUCUAUCUAUCUUAGUGUAUCCAUGCCUUUCUAUCUAGUUAUCUAUCUCAGUUUAUUUAUGUCUAUCUCAAUGUAUUUAUGCGUAUCUAUCUAUCUAUCUAUCUAUCUAUCUAUCUAUCUAUCUAUCUAUGUCAGUGUAUUCUUAUCUAUUUCAUUCGUUUCACAUAUUUUUAUCCUAGACAAUCAAUGUCAUAAAUAA
Messenger RNA from Acanthosepion pharaonis, 648 nucleotides. Lineage: Eukaryota; Metazoa; Mollusca; Cephalopoda; Sepiida; Sepiidae. The record is from the annotation of a GenBank genome assembly.